Molecule: messenger RNA, 1356 nt
Organism: Prosopis cineraria
Lineage: Eukaryota; Viridiplantae; Streptophyta; Magnoliopsida; Fabales; Fabaceae
Exons: 3
Coding region: 359-1054 (231 amino acids)
Source: RefSeq, a predicted model, not a curated record
GAGCUACCCAAACUCCCACCGAACGUUAAACCGCUCUCGGCUUCUCCCUGUCAUCGUUUCAUAUCUUUCUUUUGUGUGUGUGUGAGAGAGAGAGAGAGAGGGAGAGCGUGUAUUGUAUUCGUAUAAAUCCUCCCCUCCCAUUGAUUUUCAGACCCAAACAGGAAAUACUCUCUCCAAUCUCUUGGAAUCAAUAUAUUCCUCGAUUCCCAGCAAAACAUUCACCAACGAGGACCUCAGAGACAGGAAAACGAAGACUUGAAAAACAAGAGCUUUACCCAGAUUAACUGACUUCAGCACUAGAAAGAGAAGGAAAUAGCAUCUCUUCGACAGUGUAGGACACGAGUGUUGAGAAGCUAUCAUGGCUACGAGGACUGAAAGAUCAUCAAAGCCAUUGCACAACUUCUCAUUUCCAUGCUUGAAAUGGGGCAACCAAAGAUUCCUCAGGUGUGUCAAAGUCUCCCCCAAGGCCGCAGAACCUUCCUCUUUUGAUCGCGGAUCUUCGCGAUCCCUGUCGAAUUCGGGUAAUUCCCUACACAGACAAAUCAACCGUCGACCUUCCAAUCCGAAACGUAAUUCCAAUUCAUGGGAAGAUGCUGAGAUUAAUAUCGAGGCGGUUCGCGAGAAGCUCAUGAUCGAUCUCAGAGUGGCGGCUAAGAAGCUCAAAGUUUCGAUUCUUGAAGAAGGAGCCGUCGAGGACGAAACGGCAGCCAUUGCUAGGCCUUGGAAUUUGAGGACAAGAAGAGCUGCUUGUAAGGCUCCCCAUGAAGAAGAGCGCAAGUGCAAUUCGUCUUCUUUGCCGACGAAGGUUGUAGAAGCUGCAGUGACCAAGGAGAACCCAGUCAGCGUGGCGAAGAAUGAGAAAACCAAAUUUUCGGUUUCGUUAUCGAAGGAAGAUGUUGAAGAAGAUUUCUUGGCCAUGGUUGGAACGAGGCCUCCGAGAAGACCUAAGAAGAGGCCUAGGAUUGUGCAGAGACAAUUAGAUACACUUUUUCCUGGAUUGUGGCUGACCGAGGUCACCGCCGAAUCAUACAAGGUGCCUGAUGUUCCAGAGUGAGGAGCUGAAAUGAUAAUGAAACUGGUUUCUGCCUUCUGGAAGUAUCAGAUAUUUUGCUUGCUGACUGUUCCACACCGUGACAUAAAUAAUGGCAAUGGUCAAAUCAUCCGUGUAAAUAGGGGGAAAAAAGUACCUCAACAAACAUGAAUAUCUGGACCUCUUGCAUUAAUGUCUAGCCAAAUCUGAUAUUUGAAUGUAUUUGCUCGCUCGGGCUUUUUAUUACUGGCUUUGCUCUUCUGUAAAAAUCUUCAGUUUACCAUCACUUGGCUGAUGCCUGCUGUAAUAAAUUUAGCAGUUUUUCA